This is a messenger RNA of Malus domestica (apple), 1071 nucleotides long. The record is from RefSeq and is a predicted model, not a curated record. NCBI's taxonomy places the organism in Eukaryota, Viridiplantae, Streptophyta, Magnoliopsida, Rosales, Rosaceae.
AUGGCUGAAGAAAAGGGGGCUGGUUCACAGAUUGUUUCAGCGGCUGCUCCAAUUAUGGUGCAGUCAGAGAAUUCAAGCUUUAAUAUUGGUAUGGUUUUGGAUGAAAAGAACUAUGAUUUAUGGGCUCCUCUCAUUCAAAUUCAUAUUGCUGGAAGGAAGAAGAUGGGAUAUCUUCGUGGGUCUAUCAAGGCACCUAGCGAAGAUGAUCCUAAAUAUGAUGAUUGUAUCCAUGGGGAGUGUGAGAAUGACAUCAAAGUGUUUCAGAAAUCCACUGAGAGACAACGGGUCUAUGUGUUUCUUGGUGGUCUUGAUGAUGGGUUUGAUCAGGUGCGUGGAGAAGUGCUGCGGAAGGAUCCCCCACUUGGCCUGCAGGCUUCUUAUGCCUAUGUUCGUCGAGAAGCCGAUCGAAAGGAAGCAAUGAAGACAGAGGUUGACAAGGGGGAGUCUGCUGCCAUGGCAGCAAGGGCCCGUGGAUCAUCUAGUGGGUCGAAUCGAGAAGGGGUACAAAACCGGCCUGGAUCAACUCGGCCAAACCAGACAAGCCGGGAUCGUCCACAAGGUAAGUGCCCACACUGUGGUCUGACGGGACACUCCAAGAGUCGUUGUUUUGAGCUGAUUGGAUAUCCCGAGAAUUGGGAUAAGACCCGUGAUCCUCGGUGCAACAAAUCUCGAGCCUCCAUUGUCGAAACCAAGAAUGAUUCGGAUCAGAUAGCGGACAAGGCAUCUGCCAUGAUAGCUGCGGCAGGAAGUGAUGGACAUCCGGACGCGGAAGACGAUUGGUUAUGGUAUUAGAAGAGGGAAACUUUAUUACUUGGAGUUGACCACCAGUAGUUCUAGCUUGCUGACUCAAGCUCUUUCCGUUGAUGAUUCUCAAGGGGUUACUAAUAAAGUGUCAGACAUCUGGAUGUGGCACCGGCGACUUGGGCAUGCUUCCUUUGGUUAUCUGCAUAAGUUAUUUCCUAGUUUGUUUGUCAAGACUGAUGUUUCUCAGUUUAAGUGUGAUGUUUGUGAAAUGGCUAAGAGCCAUCGAACCUCUUUUCCUCCCAGUUUAAAUAAAAGUACUGUUCCUUU